CUGCUGUCUGUCUGUCUUCCUUCUCGGUCUAGUGCAAGAGAGAACCAAGAAAAACCUUGUCUCACAUGCUGCAUGGAGGGAAGAAGGGAGGGCAUUGCUGUGGCCAGCGGCCAUGGAGCAGCAGCAGCAGCAGCAGCAGCAGCAGGCUUCGGCCUGUUCAUCAGCGGAGCAGACGUGUCGCCCAUGGCUGAAGCACAAGAAGCAGCGGCGGAAGGGUACCACCGGUCUUCCCCCUCCUCGCCGUCGACGUCCCCCAGUACUCCCUCACCUCGUCCAGCCGCAGCUGGCCAUGGAGGACGCGGGGACGGCGCCGCCGCAACGGCAGCCGCGUGGGGUCUCGCCGGCGAGAAGACGACGCCGCGCGAGGCUGGAGGGGACAGCGGCGUGCGGGUGUCAGGCCGCCACGGUGAGCACGCGAGCUUGAGCUCCUCCGGACGGCGUCGUGGACGGCCAAGAGGGUCCGGGAGGCGCCAGAUCCUAUCCACUCUAGGGGAAUGGUAUGCUGUGUCAGCUGGAGGGAGCUUCACGCCUCAUGUCAUCGUUGUUGCUACAGGGGAGGAUGUAGCAGCGCGCAUAAUGUCCUUCUCCCAGAAGGGCCCACGCUCGGUUUGCAUCCUCUCUGCCAAUGGCACCAUCUCAAGUGUAGCAUUGAACCAACCUGGAUCAUCCGGUAGCACCUUCUCCUACGAGGGCCAGUUUGAGAUUCUGCAACUGACUGGCUCCUUCACAAUAGCGAAGGAAGGUGGUCGGAGGAGAACCGGUGGGCUCAGUGUCUCACUUGCUGGCCCUGACGGCCGUGUCGUUGGCGGUGUAGUAGCCGGGAUGCUGCGUGCUGCCAGCCCUAUUCAGGUGAUUGUGGGGAGCUUCUUGCCCAACAGCCUGAAGCAGCAUCAGAGAAGAAUGGGCCUACAUCAACAACCCUCUGCUGCGCCAGCAUUGCCAGCACCUAUGGCUCCUCCCGCUGUGCUCACAGCCGCAAUGCCCAUUUCUCAGGCAGCUCCUGGCAACAAUGGCUGCCAUUCGCCACAGGUUUCAUCCAUGCCUACACAGUCCCAUGCUGGUGUGGAGCACAGCUGGGCAGCUAGUGGUGCCAUGAACCUGAACAUCUCAAGCUCCAGUACAGGUUUCAGCAUGGCUGGGUGGCCUAGAAGCUCGCAGUCCAUGAGGCACAGGCCUUCACCUGACAUCAAUGUCUGCUUGACUCCUCAAGAGUAGGAUCACUGUCACUUUUGUUUUGGUCGCUCCAUGCCUACAUGUGUUGUGUUGUGGUUGUCACGUGCCGAUGCCAUGUGUUUGGGUUUAUAUAAUCAGUUUGGUCUGCGAGAUUUGCUUAGUCUAACAAAAAGUAACAAAAAGUAUCUCGAGGUAUCGGUACCUCGUGGUACCAAAUCGUUUCUGAUUAUUGGAUCUAACGAUGCAUAUCCUACUCAGUUAGAUUCAAUAGGGAAACGAUUUGGUAUCUCGAGAUAAUUUUUGUUGGACUGAAGCAAAUCUCUUGGUCUGCUGUUUAGUUCUUGUAAGAAACUAGCCAACAUAAGACAGUUCAGCCAGAAUCUGACAGAAUGUGAUAGUUUUAUGUCUUCAUCUGGUUGUCAGAAUGCCAUUCUUCUGGGACA
Messenger RNA from Oryza brachyantha (malo sina), 1616 nucleotides. RefSeq names its product AT-hook motif nuclear-localized protein 7. Gene Ontology annotation, molecular function: minor groove of adenine-thymine-rich DNA binding. NCBI's taxonomy places the organism in Eukaryota, Viridiplantae, Streptophyta, Magnoliopsida, Poales, Poaceae. The coding region runs from base 73 to 1215 and encodes 380 amino acids. The transcript has 5 exons. The record is from RefSeq and is a predicted model, not a curated record.